Messenger RNA from Ostertagia ostertagi, 471 nucleotides. NCBI's taxonomy places the organism in Eukaryota, Metazoa, Nematoda, Chromadorea, Rhabditida, Trichostrongylidae. The record is from the annotation of a GenBank genome assembly.
AUGAACACAUUUUCUCUACGACCUCACUGUGGAGAGGCUGGUCACGUUAAUCACCUACUUACGGGAUAUCUCACCAGUGAAAGUAUAGCGCACGGUAUUCUGUUACGGAAGGUUCCAGUACUUCAAUAUCUUUUCUAUCUAACGAAUAUGGGUAUCGCGAUGUCGCCUUUAUCAAAUAACUCGUUAUUUAUUAGUUAUCAACGUAAUCCGCUUCCAGAAUAUCUUCAGAAGGGGCUUAACGUUUCAUUGUCCACUGAUCCUCUACAGUUCCAUUACACUAAGGAAGCUUUAAUGGAGGAAUACUCGAUGAACCACUGCACACAAUGGAUAUGCUGCGAACUGGCCCGCAAUAGCGUUCUUCAGAGUGGAUUCGAAGAUAAAGUGAAAAUUCACUGGCUAGGCCCACAUUAUCAAGAAGAAGGAGUGCUUGGUAAUGACAUUCAUCGGACGAACGUCCCAGAUAUUCGGUGA